CGAGGGCCUAUCAGGGGCGGGCGGGCGCGCUGGGCGCCGGAGCAGGUUUGACGGAAGGAGCGGCGGCGGCGGUGGCGGUGGCGGAGGAUGGAGGCGGUGGUGUUCGUCUUCUCUCUCCUCGACUGUUGCGCGCUCAUCUUCCUCUCCGUGUACUUCAUAAUUACACUGUCUGAUUUAGAAUGUGAUUACAUUAACGCUAGAUCAUGUUGCUCAAAAUUAAACAAGUGGGUGAUUCCAGAAUUGAUUGGCCAUACCAUCGUCACGGUGUUAAUGCUCGUUUCAUUGCACUGGUUCAUCUUCCUCCUCAACUUGCCUGUUGCCACUUGGAAUAUAUAUCGAUUCAUCAUGGUGCCCAGUGGGAACAUGGGAGUGUUUGAUCCGACAGAGAUACACAACCGGGGGCAGCUGAAGUCACACAUGAAGGAAGCCAUGAUCAAGCUCGGCUUCCACCUGCUCUGUUUCUUCAUGUAUCUUUACAGUAUGAUUUUAGCUUUGAUAAACGACUGAAGCUGGAGGAGCCGCGGGGCGCAGUCCGGGAGCCAGAGACGGCUGAACUCAUCCUUAGAACCGUGACCAUAGCAGUAUAUUUUUCCCUCUUUGAACAAAAAAAAAUAUUUUUGCUGUAUUUUUACCAUAUAAAGUAUUUAAAAAACACGAA
Molecule: messenger RNA, 658 nt
Organism: Ailuropoda melanoleuca (giant panda)
Lineage: Eukaryota; Metazoa; Chordata; Mammalia; Carnivora; Ursidae
Gene: CNIH4
Product: cornichon family member 4
Exons: 5
Coding region: 88-507 (139 amino acids)
Biological process (GO): vesicle-mediated transport
Source: RefSeq, a predicted model, not a curated record